ACGGAGUCAAGGCCGGCCGCGCCGACGCCCGGCCCCGCCUCGUGUCGAAGAAACGCGAGGCGGACCAGGCGCGGCGUCGGCCGGCGCAUUGUGUCGGUGCGGGAUCGAGCGGACGGGCGGAAUCGGAGGCUGCGCGCCUACGAGUGAACGUGCGGCCAGCCUGCUGUGGACGCUCUCUUGGAGAGCUGACGGAGCACCAGUGCGGGAUGCCCGGGGGGAUUUAGAGUAGAUGGACGCGCUUCUCGGCCGUUCGCGUUUUGAAUGGCGUGGAGCGUUUAUUUUAACGUGCUGAGUUUGUAUGGGCCAAGCCGAAACUUGUUCUUACCUGCUACGUUUUCGUUCAACCCUUUUAGUAUCGGGAAAUGUCGUCUCCACUGAAUUCUUAUUUAGCCGGUGUUAAUUAGCUGAGUGCGAGAGAAUGUUGUUGCAACUGCGGAACCAAGCACGUGGCGUUCCGCCGUGCUCCGCGACUUCCCGCUAUUUUGCUCGCUUCGAGCGGCGGGCUGCUGCGGCCACGCGCGGUUGCAGCUGGUGUUACGACCGGGUUUUGCACCACGGGCAGUAGCGCAGGGUAGUGCAGCAGUCUUGUCCGCGGUUUGGCUGGAUCCUGGCGCGUUGACGUCCACCUGGCUGUAGCGCCGUCUGGAUGCAGGAUGAUCUUACGAAGUCCGCGUGCAAGUUUUGUCAUUUAUGUGUGCCACGAGCUGGCUGUCCGUUUCGUUGGUGCAUGUCUGUAGCGUUCGAGUUUGCGCGCACUUGAGUGUAUGUUUGUCGUCCGUAUUGCGUAAGCACUGCUGAGUUGGGUGCGUCGAGUCAUAUUUAGCUGCCGGUGGAUCCGUGAACAGUGGUUCCGUUUUUUGUUCUUGAGAUGAGAUAUCGCGGUAUGUGACAUGUAUGUUGGUGCUUGUACCCAAUUAUGCUGCGGUUUAUUUCAGUGAGAGAGCGAACUUUAGUAAAUAGCAGCAAGUCAUUUACCUAGAUCAUAUGCAAUGGGUCUUUCAUCGCAUUGCUAAAUGCUGUGAAACCUGUGUAUCAAGUGGACCCCGUUCCAAAGGCCUGGUGACGCAUGUAAUAGUUGCAUUAUGUCUUGACACGCAAACGUCAUCUAAGAUGACUCAAGUUAUCAUGGCCAUCUGAGAAAGGAAAUUUUAGAACCGCAUCCUUAGUUUUACUGUGUAUGAUGUAUUCACAGAAGAUGUUAACUAAAUAAAGGAGUUCCCAUUUCGUAGUCCGUUCCCACUCUGCUAUGAAACUCCCUUUCUGGGCUUGACGGAGAAAAAUAUCCGAGACUGGGUGGUUUGUCAUGGAAUUUACGAGAUUUCGCGGCGUAAUUGCUGUAGAUGUCGGCGCGUAGACAACUUUCACAAGCUUUCAGAGCUAUCGUGUUCUUGCCCUUCAGCUGCGAGUGCUCGUAUCGUGCUGCGCCUGUUAGGUGUAAAUAUCGUUUGCAGCGUUCGUGCGGUUUGCAAGGUGGGAGACCGAGGCAGCGUUUAGUGUGAGACGCAUUGACACUUCAUUGCUAAAAAAAAUCGAUUGAUGAAAGGGAUUCCGGGGUUUCCAUACACGUCUUUUCGCACACAAAAAAGUAGAAGCUGUUGGCAACGGAUGCGAAGACGAGCAAAAUUGGUGCCUCAUGCGAGGUAUUCGACAAACGACUUGAAUUCAGCACGAAGGGUGCAUUGGUACGCACAGACGUGAGCUUCCCGCUCACCACUUCUUUUUCAUCGCCGGAAGGAGAUGCACUGACCCGUCGCUUGUCGCAGCCCGCUGUCGACUGAGGUGCAACAACAGAGGUCCAGCACAAGUGGGAGAAGGCCAUGGCGGUGCCUAAGAUGCCCUCGCGGGAUGUGCGGCCGCUGGUCUGCCGCUACAAGCCGUGCACGCAGAAUGGCAACUGGUUCGAAGACCGCUUCCGGAAGGACGACUGCGUGCGGGAUUUCCUGCGCCGGAGAGAAAGGGGGGAGUUGAUGGUCCAGAAGGCGGACGCCAUAAUCGGCCAGCUGCUGGCACCGGUCCGCCUCCUGCCGGCCGUCGAUGGACACGUCUGGUUUGGUGACCGGCUGCAGCUGCGCUGUCCAGGCUUGGUGUGGGCCGGCGGCGGCCGCUGCAACCAGGUCCCGGAGGUCGUGCUGUCCGCGAAUGUUUUCGACAUAGCGAAAUCGUGUCCCGAACGACUGACAUCGCCAACUGCUGUCAGCGCCUCCCUGCGGCUGGAACCUUGCGCCAGAAAUGUAUUCACGAUCCAAACAGCGCGGCGCGGCGGUCCCGGCUCCGCGCUCUACUCAGCCACCACUGAGUGA
Molecule: messenger RNA, 2300 nt
Organism: Pollicipes pollicipes
Lineage: Eukaryota; Metazoa; Arthropoda; Thecostraca; Pollicipedomorpha; Pollicipedidae
Product: cilia- and flagella-associated protein 161
Exons: 5
Coding region: 1818-2300 (160 amino acids)
Biological process (GO): cilium assembly
Cellular component (GO): motile cilium
Source: RefSeq, a predicted model, not a curated record